AUGAAAAUCAACAUUCAUAUCGACAUCUUAAGCUUCGAUCAUGCUGAAAAACUUCAUCCCUUAAACUAUUUACUUCAAUCAUCAGACAAGCUUAUUUGCUACUGUCAAUCAUUCUUCUCCGGAAUGGAAUGUAAGAUGAUCAUUACCAGGAUUUACUUCAUUAAUGAAGUUUUAAGAAAUAUUGAAUUAAAUGUCUAA
Molecule: messenger RNA, 198 nt
Organism: Clunio marinus
Lineage: Eukaryota; Metazoa; Arthropoda; Insecta; Diptera; Chironomidae
Source: the annotation of a GenBank genome assembly